UUUUUGUUUUCUCUCCCGCGUAGUGAAGAAGAAGAAGAAGAAGAGAUGAGCGUGGAAGAUCUUCCGAGGAAGGAGGCGAACGUGCUGAAGGGUCACGAGGGUGCCGUGUUGGCCGCCAGAUUCAACGCCGACGGAAAUUACUGCCUCAGUGGCGGCAAAGACCGCACCAUCCGCCUCUGGAAUCCUCACCGUGGUAUCCAUAUCAAGACCUACAAAUCCCACGGCCGCGAAGUCCGAGAUGUUCACGUCACCACGGACAAUUCCAAGUUAUGUUCCUGUGGUGGAGAUCGACAGGUCUUCUAUUGGGAUGUUGCGACCGGACGUGUAAUUAGGAAAUUCCGUGGCCAUGAUGGUGAGAUAAAUGGUGUAAAAUUCAAUGAGUAUUCAUCUGUUAUAGUCUCAGCGGGAUAUGAUCAAUCACUGCGUGCUUGGGACUGCAGAUCCCACAGCACUGAGCCAAUCCAGAUUAUUGACACAUUUGGAGACAGUGUGAUGUCUGUUUGCUUAACAAAAACUGAAAUUAUUGGGGGAAGUGUUGAUGGAACUGUUCGAACAUUUGACAUUCGUAUUGGCAGAGAAAUAUCCGAUAACUUUGGGCAACCUGUCAACUGUAUAUCAAUGUCAAAUGAUGGUAACUGCAUUCUAGCCGGUUGCUUAGACUCUACUGUGCGCCUUUUAGACAGAACCUCAGGUGAACUAUUACAAGAAUAUAAAGGACACACUAAUAAGUCAUACAAGUUGGAUUGCUGCCUCACCAACACGGAUGCUCAUGUAGCUGGUGGCUCUGAGGAUGGCUUCAUCUAUUUCUGGGAUCUUGUAGAUGCAUAUGUAGUGUCAAGUUUCAGAGCCCAUACCUCAGUGGUAACAAGUGUAAGUUAUCACCCAAAGGAAAACUGCAUGCUAUCUGCUUCUGUGGAUGGCACCAUUCGAGUAUGGAAGACUUAACAACAAAAUGCUGUCAUGAAAUGAUGAGAAACAUGUCCUAUUGCAAUUGGUGUUACUUCAGGUUUAUAUAUAUUCUUCCGUGUGUUUUGACUUGCAUGUACAUUUGAUUUGGGACAUUGUAGUAAAUACAAGGUGUGGCCGUGUGGCCUUGUUGUUUGCUACAUCUGUGCUGCUGUGUCACAUCAAAAGAACAGUCUUUGUCUCCAAAAGAAAUAGGGUAUUGGUCCGUGAAGGGAAAAUGAGUUCAAUUAUUUUGUGAAA
Molecule: messenger RNA, 1206 nt
Organism: Lotus japonicus
Lineage: Eukaryota; Viridiplantae; Streptophyta; Magnoliopsida; Fabales; Fabaceae
Exons: 8
Coding region: 46-945 (299 amino acids)
Biological process (GO): mRNA splicing, via spliceosome
Cellular component (GO): catalytic step 2 spliceosome
Molecular function (GO): protein binding
Source: RefSeq, a predicted model, not a curated record